AUGGAUAAAACUGAAUAUAUGGUAAUAGGAUCUAAGCAAAAAAUAUUAAAUACCCAGCAAGAGACUACAAUUAAACUGCAAGAUAAAGAGUUGAAACAAGUAAAUUGUACAAAAACCCUAGGUAUAAUUGUAGAUGAAAACCUUUCAUGGAAGGAGCAAAUUUCAAAUAUUAUUACUAAAGUUUCCCAAGGCGUUGGCUUAUUGCGUAGAAUAAAAAAGUUUGUUCCUCAACAGACUGUGAUUAAU
Paramuricea clavata is the source of this 246-nucleotide messenger RNA. The record is from the annotation of a GenBank genome assembly. NCBI's taxonomy places the organism in Eukaryota, Metazoa, Cnidaria, Anthozoa, Malacalcyonacea, Plexauridae.